AAGUUUACCCGCUGUAAACCUCUUCGGGAGCAAGGCAAAGGAUGGGGAUUGGUACCUUGUGAUAAGAUCGGGAAAGGCGAUUUGGUUUUGGAAUAUGUUGGUAACGUAAUCGAUGCCAAAGAGAAAGAGGAUCGAUUAUCUGAGUGGGAACGUGAUCAUCCCAAUGAUCCCAAUUUUUAUAUCAUGAGUCUACGCGAUCAGUGGUACAUAGACGCACGUCACAAAGCCAACUUGAGUCGGUUCAUCAAUCACUCGUGCGCCCCGAACUGCUUUUUGACCCAGAUAAAUGUGAACGGCUACGCGCGCAAUGGUAUUUUUGCAAAACGUGACAUUCAAGCAGGGGAAUUCUUGAGCUACGAUUAUCAUUUUGACACGAAGCAGGGCGACCGUUUUGUUUGUCGUUGUGGGGCGAAGUCUUGUCGUGGCACAAUG
Messenger RNA from Phaeodactylum tricornutum CCAP 1055/1, 432 nucleotides. RefSeq lists its product with no specific name. Gene Ontology annotation, biological process: regulation of DNA-templated transcription. Gene Ontology annotation, cellular component: chromatin; nucleus. The record is from RefSeq and is a predicted model, not a curated record. The annotation marks the transcript as partial. The transcript has a single exon. Lineage: Eukaryota; Bacillariophyta; Bacillariophyceae; Surirellales; Neidiaceae. Gene Ontology annotation, molecular function: protein binding; histone H3K36 methyltransferase activity.